UUUCCUUGCUACCGGCGAGCAGCAAUAUGUUUCACUUGAUUCCCGGCUGCGACUACGCCUCGAACGUCUUCCGAGGAUCGAAAAUGUCCGGGCACCACGUGGCUGACCGGCGAGCAUGAGAAAGAGGACGCUGGACAGCCCGAUAAUAUUUCGCCGGGUCCCAAGCUUCCGGUCCAAACGCGUGCCCGGCAGGCUUAUCGGUCGCCUCUUCAACGGAAAGAAUCGAAUCUGCAGUUUUCCGAUUCUCCCCCGAGAUUCCACGUUAAAACUUCUCGUGACGCAGCAGCGACUAUCGGACACGGCGAAUCGCGCAGUGUAAUUCUGUAAUAAUGUGAUACGUGAUAAUAGUGAUGUUUGUUCGUGCACAUCAUCGUGCUAUUCCCAAAAUCCCGUUAGUCCGUGAAUCGCCGCGCCCAAUUUUCCUCGGAACGCCGCGAGGCCGGCAGACAACAAAGCUGAUGACGCGGAGAUGCGUCAAAUCUAACCUGCCCCGCGGCCCAGAAACGGGGUGUCAAGUUCGAGCGGCGAGUGUUACCGCGGCCGCUGGAGAAACUUCGCUCGAGCCGCUUCUACGGUAAAAUGCGCCAAACGAAUGGUUCAAUUGUGUCCAAGUGCACGAAAUUGCUGCCUUCCUGUCGUCGAACGGUGCCGAAUCGAAGCGCGCGACGAGCCGGGCCGUACUGCAACCUAAAAGGGUGAUUGGAAUCCGAUUUUCCGGGGAAAGGUUUCGCCGUCCGCUCGAGAGAUGCGGAACAGUAAAUCCGGUCGACAAAAUAUCGAUCUCGCGAGCAGAACAGCUCGUUUCAAAAGCAAAAGUCGCGUGGCUUACAUAAGAACGGGCGCAAAGACGGGGCGGGAGCGCGACACGAAGGAAAUCUGAGCAAAACAUUCACGGAAAAACAUCAGAUGUGACGAUCACGUGUUUGCCUCCAGUCGACAUCCCCUGGAAUAGUGUCGAGAUUAUCGUUGGUUCGUCGCGGAACGAAACCUGGUUGCGAGAAAUUCGUCGCGGGAACGGUUCUGACGCGGUGAACCGUGUUGGCCAAUUUCGCAGAUUGUCCCUAUCAGCCGGCAGUGCGUCGAAACGUUUCCGCCCUUCGUUUCGGAGCGGCGUACAGUGGGGCAUUUGCCCUGCAAAGCUGGCCAAAAGGUCAGAUUUUACUUUCAACUAAAAUGAAUAACAUUUUGUCCCUGUAUUCUUCAAUAGUUCUAAAAGCAAACUGUGACAUUGUUUUUUUUUAAACAGCAAUAUUUAGUAAAAUAUGUUAUGCUUGAUAAUGAUCGAUUCUUGCGCUUGAGGGAAAGACUAAAAUAUUCAUACCGAAAAAGUGAAUUUUUCUAAGUGCACUGAUGAAAAAGUGCAGAAAAGACACAUGUGGGUGGUAAUAGAAGGUAUGUAAAGUAAGCACAUAAUAAACCAAAACUUUUUUCUCAUAAUUUAAAGGGGCAUUCUAGUGUAACGGGUCAAAAAAAUCAGUUUGUUCUACAUAUAUAAAAAGUACGUCACUUUAAAGACGCAUCCGUAUAUUUUUAAAGUCAUACUCGAGAAAAUCAAAGUGCUUGAUUCGAUCAAUGAUUGAAUUCAAUCAUCUAUAAGUUGCAAUACAUAAAAUUCCGAAAAACGCGACCUUGACAGCUGUUUAAGGAGAUUCAAUUUUGAUCGUUAUGGUAUUGUAGCUUAUGUCUAAAUGAAUCCAUCAAUGUGCUACAUGACCAUCUUUGAACUUUAAAUAACGCUAUAAUAGUUUUGGCCAGCUUUUCGGGUCAAAUGGCCCACUAUACGACGCCUUCCAUGAAAGUCGAUCGUGAGAACACGGAAAACGGAAUCGAACGAGAGCCCUAGUGAGCCAGAAACUGUUCCGCGUUGCUGUGACGUCCAGGAGAGGGUAUCGAGAUAUGAAAAUUCACGAGUCAACAAUUAAACGCCUAAGCCGAUAGCACUGUUUGCUUGACAUGUUGCAGUUCGUCAAAAUCGCGCACGGUGCGGUCAUUUAUUUGUACAAUCCACGGAAUCAGUCCCCCACGAAAUGCUGAUAACAACUUGAGUUGGAAAUGUACAUACUUGUGUACCUUGCAUCUUUCAAUCUCUGGCCACUGGUUAACGAGGAAGGUAUCACUGGCAUGUGCGAUAAUUACUCUCAAGAGAAGGUUCUGUUUCGCGGCGGCGACAAGGUCCUAAAUAAUGAGGGCAGCCUUUUCAACUUCGAGUUCGACAGUAAGAUAUACAAGAGUCGACUGCGACCGCGAAGAUGGUUAAUAGGCGUCCUGGUCUUCCUGCUGACAUCGUUGGUCAUAAUAAACACCUACACAACGGAUCAAUUUCGAACUGUGCGCUUCGGAAACGUUCUCAAUGUCAGUUCCCAAGAAAACUACAUAGAAUUCAAGCCUUUCUUCGCGCCCGUGGUCAAUUCCGGGUUCGUGGUGCACAAUCAAGGUUGUCGUAUCCCAGCGAUGGACCCGUUCGAUCCAGCCAUCACACGUUUCAUCCACAAAGAGAAGCCGAUCUCUUGCGAACACGGGGAUCACCUGCCACUCGUGGACUCGAACAAUACCGCGGUGUUCGUAAAUCCAGAGGCGAUACAACAUUUUUACAACAAAUCCGAGGAUCUUGACUGCUGUUGGCGACCUUUCUGGAGAAUGAAAGACGAGGAUAAUAUUAUUACAUUCGGCAGUGAGUGUUUCAGCUUCAAAAAUUCAGCGGCCGUCAAAGCUGAAUUCGUAAAAAUCGAGUGUUCCCGUGACAAGGAAGUGAUAUACAAAGAUUACCACGUGUUCCUGCCCCGUUUCCGCUCAGUGGAGCAAAAGUAUCAAAACCCGAAGUUCGUGAAUUCGAGAUCUGAAAAGCUCAGUGUACUGGUGAUCGGUCUGGACUCGGUCUCCAGACUAAACUUCCACAGAAUGAUGCCAAAAACCGUCGAAGCUUUACAGAAGCUCGGGGCCGUAGAGAUGUUGGGCUACACGAAGGUGGCCGACAACACGUAUCCAAAUCUAGUACCUGUUUUAAGCGGUCUGUCAGAGGGCGAGCUGCACGACGUAUGCUGGCAGAGGAAGAACAAAACCUUCGACGAGUGUCCAUUCAUUUGGAAGAACUUCAGCGCGGCCGGAUAUCGAACGAUUUUUGGCGAGGACGCGUGUGCUAUGACUACAUUCAAUUACCUGAAACCGGGAUUCCGCGAGCAACCGACCGACUAUUACCUAAGACCUUUCUGUAUCGCCUCGGAGAAAGACAUCGGUAACACACACAAACUGAACGCGAACCUUUGCGUCGGCACGAGGAAGACGUUCGACAAUUUGCUACAUUACAGUCAGAAAACAGCGUCGCAGUUCACCAAGGAACCGUACUUCGGAUUCUUCUGGCAAGCUAGCUUGACUCACGAUUACUUCAAUUACCCGCAACUAGGCGACGACUCCUAUCACGAUUUGAUCAAGUACCUGUCCGAGGAGCAGUUGCUCAACCGCACGGCGCUGAUAGUGAUGAGCGAUCACGGGAUGAGAUGGGGCGACUUUCGCGAGACCUAUCAAGGUAGGAUGGAGGACAGCCUCCCAUUUUUGUUCAUAGUGCUGCCAAACUGGUGGAAAGACAAGUAUCAGAUUGCCUGGGCCAAUCUACGCAAGAACUCGCGUAGCUUGACCACGGGUUUCGACCUGCACAAAACUCUAUUCGACUUGAUGGAGUCCAAGAACCUGGCUGAGCCGAUCCUCAAGGACCGUUUCAGAGUGUUAUCGUCAACGACGAAUUUGCCUCGCGGGAUCAGUUGGUUCCUGCCAAUCCCAGACUACCGGACGUGCGGCAUGGCUGGCAUAGCCAGUCACUGGUGCAUGUGCCACAGUAGCACCGACGUGUCCUUGACGGACCAACACCUACAGGAUAAGGCUGUAUUCCUAGUGAAAGAGCUGAACCAGAUGCUGAAGAAGUUCGCGCAGUGCGCGGUCCUAAAGCUAAAGGAGAUCAGAGCCGCGAAGGCGUGGAAGGACAAUGGCGAGAAGUCCGAUCUUAUCGAUUACACGAUUACAAUUCAAACGGAGCCUGGCGACGCAAUAUUCGAGGGGACGGUGCGUAACAGAGUCAAGGAUAAUACCACGGACAAAUUGGUCGGGUCAGUCAGCAGGUUGAACGCGUACGGGAAACAGAGCGCCUGCGUCGAUGAGUUCAAUAUGAGGCUGUACUGUUAUUGCCUAUAGGAUUCAUGCGUCUCGCUGCCUACCGGAGUCAAUCGUGGCUUUAACGUCUUCGGUCGUAGGUAUACUGUAUAUAAGUUGAGUCACACUGUGAUAAGAUUUUUACUUUAAGAACGCGGGAUGCUUCGUGACACCACAUACGCAACAAAUUGAACAUUAUCGUUAACACGACGCUAGCAACCGUCAUUUAACCCCUCGGAAACCCGGGCAUAGAGAGCGUUUGGAUGAUUGUGAACGCGAAUGCAAUGCGAUACUAUAUUAAAUAUCCAGAAUGAUUUUUUAAUAUCGAUGUCUCUCGUUUGAAGGUUAGUGUGGAACUGCCAAUAUCACUCGUUUAUACAUCACUGGGGAACUGUUGAUGUUACUCGUUUAAAUGUCGUUGCGAAACUGACUCUUAGUCGUCAAGGUGUUCAAUCAGUGUUCUCAAAGAAGAUGUCACUUGAAGUAAAUCCUGAGGACACUAAUUAGCCAAUGUACAUUUUUUGACGAGCGUAGCUGAACGAUAGAGGUUGAAAACAGUUAUAAUAUGGGUUCCGGUUCUUGAAACAGUUAUGGAGAACCGAAAUAGAGUCAUAACUACUAGCUGCAACGGUUCUGAGUUAUAUCAAUUUUGGUUCUGCAUUUCUUUCAGAGCAAUUAUUAAUAACAGUUAUGACUUUAUUUUGGUUCUCCAUAACCGUUUCUGUCGAAACCAAUAUAUAACAGUUUCAAACAAUUAUUUUUGAAACCUUUUCAAUCUCUGCUUAACGCGGGAAAAAUGGGUGUGUAACCGAUUUUCCUCGCUUGUCCUCCCAUUGAGGGUUCAGAAUCUCGGGACAACUCAAGGCUACGAAACUACCACCUUAUUACCCAUGUGUGACAUUAACAAAAGCAUUAUUUUUGUUUUGUGUGUUUCCCUUGAUUGGUACCUUAUGCUAUAUUAAGAAGUCACGGGUCGCAGAAUUCUUUGUCUAGUUAGGAUAAUAUAGCGACAGGGCUCAGGAUAGAAGAACAAGCAGCGCAGUUUCACACGAUUUUACACGUCCGAACGAUCGUCGGUCCUCAAAUCGAGAAUAAACGCUAAACCAUACUCUUACGCCCUAACGACUGUGUUGUAUAGCUUUAUUACUUUUCCUGGACAUUAUACAAGACACUUCUUCAAUCUUGUUACGUAAGUCGGUGUCCAGGAACCUGUUAAGGGUGUCAAGAUCAUUCUUUUUAACUUUAUCGUACAAAGGGCCUUUUGUAGAACGCCAACAAAAAAUCUAAUUCUACUUCAUGCGUGGGAGACAGAAAAUUACUUCAAUUUGUUAAUUGAAAUGCGGUGUAAAUUAUUAUAUAAAUAUAUAAAUAUAUUUUACUAUUUAUAUUAUACUAUAUAAAUAUAUUCUAUAUAUUUGAUAUAUUUAUAUAGUCCCACAACUGAAUAACAUUCGCUUGAAACAUUUUUCAAAACCUUACACGUAUCAAAGAUUCCAACGGUUUGAAUUGUUUGUAAUAGAAUUCUGACUUCGAUGUACACAUAUUUGAACGCCUUCAUUUUGUUGACAUUAGCGAUACGCUGACAUUCUUGGCAAUCGACAGAAAACGAAGAUGGUUCAAGGGAACGACUAUAACGUGUUAAUUUUUAAUAAUCAAUAGUUUUAUUUAAUUUAACAAGUGCUUAAAGUGAACAACAUUUACCUUCACGCAUUCUUGGGUGCAUUUGAAAAACUAUGACUGCAACAUAUUCAUUUUUAAUGGUCAAUGCGAAUACUGUUAUUUAAUUUCAUAAAUGCUCAAAGUGGUGCUCCAGUUAAUUGCAAACAUUUUUAGAGGCAUUUGGUCCGCCGCAUACGCUGAUUCAGUAUCCGCGGUUUCAAGCUAAUCUCUGAAACAAAAUGUUCCAGAAAGAAUCGAGAACCUUCUUCUUUCUCUUCUUAUAUUUUAACACUUUAUGUACGUGUAAUAAACUAAUAAAAUUAUAUUAUAAUAAAACUAGCAAUUAAAUGAAUUCAAACCUCAUGUACAACCCUAUGUAAUAAAUAAAGUAAAUGUAGGAAAAGAAAGGUAUGACUAUGCAUAUAUGAGUGAUGUGUGCAUGUAUGUAUGAAAUAGGGUUCCUUGCUAUUCAUGAAUUUCAGUGUCCGCGGGAGGUCUUGAAAUGAAUCCUCCGCGGAUACGGCGGGCCUACUGUAAAUCGAAUGUAAUAUGGUCAACGGAAUGAAAAAUGCAUGGAACCGGGGCCCGAGGGUUAAUUGCGUGUGCUCACAUACAGCGAAAGUUUUAUGUACAGGGCACAUCGUAGGAAAUGCUGACAUAGUACAAUUAUGGAUAGACUGCGGAUAUCUACGCAUUUAUACCUUAGAAAGAUCUACCUUAGCCAGUUAACUGCAUUUAACGAGUAUACCCGUAAACUUAAAAUCCAAAAUAAUACUAAUUCUUUCAACAAUUAAUUAUUUAUUCCUUCAAAUAAACAUGUCAUUCUUUUUCGUACUACUUUAGUUGUUCAUUUGAAUACAUAUUAGGUGCAUUCGUUCUACGUUCGACGUGUGUGUAUAUUAGUGAUUGAUUGAUUUUAUCACACACCCCAUGAGAGAUUUUUAAAAUUAAAUUCUACAGUUAACUGGUUAACAAAAAUUGUAUAUUAUUGUUCGUAUUAUUUUUCAUUUAUGGAAAAUAUUAUAUUUAAUAUAGGAAAUACACAUAAUUGUAUUCUACCUCGAUUACUUCAGGCUAUGAAAACAUAAAUUUGCAGGAAAAUCCGCAGUCUAGUUAUAGGAUAAAAAAUUUAAUCGAAAUUCAAUGAUCAAUAUCUCAAUUGAUACUUGAUCAUUAUUCAUAUGAAGAAUUGAAAGCCAAAAAUUAUUCUUUAUUAAUGACGACAGAAAUAAUAUCUUCGUGAAAUGAUCAUAUUUGGUCGAAUACUCUGUAUUUACACUGUAAAUAAAAUUACACUGUAAAUUUUAUAGAUACAUCGACUUAAUUUGAACCAUAUGCGUUCUUUUUUUAUAUUAUAAAAUUGGAUAAGUAUGGCGCUGGAUUUGUUAAGAGUACCAUGGAUAAACUUGUACUGAAUCCAAUACAAGCCUAAUAUUGCCUAAAUUUUGAGAUAUUAAUGUAAUUAUUUAUUAAUUAAUAAAUAAUAUGAUUUACAGAAUUUCCUUGUUUAAUAUAUUUACAUACAUGUACGUAUUUAAUGUUCUUGCUAUGAUAAGGGAAUAGUGCUUCUAAUGUUUAUGUUACAAUAUUAAAAACGAUAUUUACUUUAAAAUUUUAUUAUGUAGUAGCUUCCAUAAACAUAAAUCCUAAUAACAAAAUUGCUAUACUGCAAAUCAGUCUAUUUCGUCUAACAUUUUUUCUUAAAUUCAUGGAAAUAGCAAUAUGAUUUUCGUUAAUUAUUAUAAAAUAUUGAAUUGAUGUCAAUUUUAAACACAUAACAUCUCAGAUAUGCGUUACUGGAAUAUUUACAUGGGUAUGAGAUGAGCUUGAAUGAAGCAAAAAAUAUCCUAUGACACCAUGUCUAAACAAUUUUUAAUUAAAAGUGAGAAAUCUUAAAAUGUUUAAAUAUUUUAAUCUGUCUUUAAAAACAAAAACAAAAUAAAAAAGUAUUAUUACAUUUCACUGCAUAUAUAAAUGACACCACAAAUUACAUCAAAUAAGAUAUUUACAUCACAGAUACAUUGUCUCUAGCAAACCUAAUGUUCUUAGAACGCUCUCUCGUACACGUUAUUUUCUCAAACAAUUGUUAUGUCUAUAUAAGUUAACAUCUUUGAUUAUGUUUGUCAUAGACAUUAAUACUAAGCUACAUUACAUUUCAAAAUUACAUAACUACCAAUUUUUCGUGCUAUGGAGACAAAAUAGACAUGGACUCGUAGGACAUUUUUUAUAAAUAUUUUGUAUCAGUUUCAAAUAACCUUCCAUUGUUGAUCAAUUUAAAUAAUAUUAGAAUUUAAUAUUUAAAUGAUUUUAUCAUACAAAUACAUACAACUAAAAUCAUUCAUUAGAAAACAUUUUUCUAUUACUUUGUAAUAUGAUUAUAAGAAUAUAAAUAUUUUUAAUUUCUUAUAUAUAUAUAAACUCUAAUUUCUUAUAUAAUUAGAAAUAUGACAGUAAUAUACAAAUUAUAAGUGGUUUUAGGUCCUCAUUUGAAUGAGUAUAAUAAAAAAGUUACUUAUGAAAGAAUAACAAAGAAUUACAAGUAUGUUGUACUGAAUGAAGGAAUUAUAACCUAAACUCUUGAAAAGAAGACAUAGAAUUACGUUACAGACACUUUUGUAAAGUAAGAGAAAUAUUUAAUAUAAUGUAAACACCUUUUUAAUAAAAAUCUUAAAUGCAAGUUAAAUAACUUAACAAGUAAUUACUUGUUAUUGACAAUGCAUUGUGGUUUACAUUUCAUUACCUAU
Nomia melanderi (Alkali bee) is the source of this 8543-nucleotide messenger RNA. RefSeq lists its product as uncharacterized. Lineage: Eukaryota; Metazoa; Arthropoda; Insecta; Hymenoptera; Halictidae. The record is from RefSeq and is a predicted model, not a curated record.